Lactuca virosa is the source of this 1844-nucleotide messenger RNA. NCBI's taxonomy places the organism in Eukaryota, Viridiplantae, Streptophyta, Magnoliopsida, Asterales, Asteraceae. The record is from the annotation of a GenBank genome assembly.
AUGAGUUUUGCAAUCUUUCGGAGGAUACUACAACGUUCAGAGGUACCUCUUAAGGAAUCAAAUGAAAUAGCUGAUUUGGUCCGACAAAAACAAUUCUGUAACGUCGGACGCGUGCCGGAGCUACCUACCGGAGUAGCUAUGGCUUUAGCGGCACCGGGACAGUUGAAUACAACAGAAUCUCCAGCAUGGGGAUCCCGAAGUGUUGACUGUUUCGAGAAAUUGGAACAGAUCGGUGAAGGAACUUACGGUCAAGUAUACAUGGCUAGAGAAAUCAGAACAGGUGAAAUUGUUGCUCUGAAGAGGAUACGAAUGGACAAUGAGAGGGAGGGUUUUCCCAUAACUGCCAUUCGUGAGAUCAAAAUUCUAAAGAAGCUGCAUCAUGAGAAUGUCAUAAAGCUUAAAGAGAUUGUUACUUCUCCAGGUCCUGAGAAAGAUGACCAAGGGAGACCAGAUGGUAAUAAAUACAAGGGGGGAAUUUACAUGGUUUUUGAGUACAUGGAUCAUGAUCUAACUGGCCUUGCUGAUCGCCCUGGGAUGAGGUUUUCUGUUGCACAGAUCAAGUGUUAUAUGAGACAGCUUUUGACAGGCCUUCACUACUGUCAUGUAAAUCAAGUACUUCAUCGUGACAUCAAAGGUUCUAACCUUUUAAUAGACAACGAAGGGAAUUUGAAGCUAGCAGAUUUUGGGCUUGCCCGUUCAUUUUCAAAUGAUCACAAUGGGAAUCUUACAAAUCGUGUCAUCACUUUAUGGUAUAGACCACCGGAGUUGCUACUGGGGACCACAAAGUAUGGCCCAGCUGUGGAUAUGUGGUCAGUUGGGUGUAUUUUUGCUGAGCUUCUUCAUGGGAAACCAAUUUUCCCUGGUAAAGAUGAGCCGGAGCAACUAAGUAAAAUCUUUGAACUGUGUGGGGCCCCCGAUGAGAAUAACUGGCCUGGCGUUUCUAAAAUUCCUUGGUACAACAACUUCAAGCCCACAAGACCUAUAAAAAGGCGUCUUCGAGAUGUCUUCAGACACUUUGACCGAAAUGCUUUGGAGUUGCUUGAGAAAAUGCUAACUCUUGAUCCUUCUCAGAGAAUAUCAGCCAAGGAUGCACUUGAUGCAGAGUAUUUCUGGAUCGAUCCAUUACCUUGUGAUCCAAAGAGUUUACCAAAAUAUGAAUCUUCACAUGAGUUUCAAACCAAGAAAAAGCGACAGCAACAAAGACAACAAGACGAAGCAGCAAAGCGUCAAAAAAUCCAACACCAACAACAGCAGCAGCAUUCACGAUUGCCGCCACCAAUGCAGCAGCAGAUGAGGCCAGGACCGCCAGCUGUACCACCCAUGCAUGGUGGUGGUCAGCCUCAGCUCGUGGCGGCAGGAGGAGGCGGUCCUGGCCACCAUUACGGGAAGCCUCGUGGUGGUCCUUCUGCCGGAUCAAGCAGGUACCCGCAGGGUGGCGGCAACCCUUCCGCCGGAUACAACCACCACCCUAACCGUGGCGGCGGUGGCCCGUACCCUCCUCCUCCUCAAGGUUAUGGUCGGGGUGGUGGUGGUGGUGGUGGGACUAGCGGCUAUGGGGUCGGCCCACCGAAUUAUUCUCAGGGAGGCGGUGGACGUGGUGGUGCAAUGGGAGGGAAUCGUGGCCAACAGUAUAAUAAUAAUAAUACUUGGCAAUAGUUUGAUUUUGGAUUUUUGAUUGGGAGGAAAAAGCGACUGUAAAUCUUCUUAUAUAAUAUAAUGAGAACAUAUAGAUACCUACAAAACAAUAAGAACAUGAAUCCAGUUAAAGAAACAUAGUUCCUGUUGCAUGGAUUUGUUGUAUCUUAAAGUUGAAGGGUCUAUGCAAAAUGCCAAGUGAAUUGGGC